AUGCUGAAUUUCUGUUCUGGAGGUUUCUGUGCUUACGCGUGUUCGGUCUCUACUCUGCAGCUGUGGCUGACGUUCGCUCCUGUGGCUGAUAAGACAGCUGCCUACUUCCACAUUUCCCUGGAGACAGUCAACUGGCUCUCAAUAGUGUACCUCCUCAUCUCCAUCCCGUUUGGUCUGGUGGCAACGUGGGUUCUCGACAGCGUGGGGCUCCGGUGUGCUGUGAUCCUGAGUGCAUGGCUGAACAUGAUGGGUAGCAUCACCCGGAUGUUCAGCGUCCUGAAGUUCCUGAGCUUGGGUUCCCGGAGUUACUGGUACCUGUUUAUUGGGCAAUGCCUCUGUGCACUGGCGCAGCCUCUUAUCAUCUUUUCACCAACAAAGCUGGCAGCACUGUGGUUCCCAGACCACCAGAGAGCGACAGCAAAUAUGAUUGCAUCAAUGGCCAAUCCCUUAGGCAUUCUUAUAGCAAACUUGUUGUCACCUGCACUAGUUCCUGAAGGAAAGCACAUUCCACUGAUGCUGGGUGUUUAUGCUGUCCCAGCAGUAACUGCCUGUGCCCUGGCAACACUGGGGAUUCACGAGAAGGUUCCUCCCACGCCUCCUUCAGCCAGUGCCACUAACUCCAACUCACAGCCAUUCUUCACGGGGCUCAAAAUGCUCCUGAGAAACAAGCCAUACAUCAUCCUGGCAGUGUGCUUUGGAGGAGGAAUUGGGAUGUUCACCUGCUUUUCAGCCCUGCUAGAACAGAUCCUUUGUGAAAAGGGGUAUUCAAAUAAUUUUGCUGGCCUGACUGGUGCCCUGUUCACAGUGUGUGGUUUGUUGGGUGCUUUCCUACUAGGCAUGUAUGUUGACCGGACAAGGAAGUUCAUAGAGUCCACCAAGAUCUGUUUCUGUCUGAGUGCACUUGCCAGCAUUGUGUUUGCAGUGGCUUCUCGGUUCAGACAUCAGGCCGUCAUGUUGGCCAUCACCAGCUCACUCUUUGGCUUCUUCGGUUUUGCCAUCUACCCCAUUGCCAUGGAGCUGGCUGUGGAGUGCUCCUACCCCGUGGGAGAGGGCACGUCUACAGGCCUGAUUUUUGUUGCAAGCCAGGUUGAAGGUGUGAUUUUGAUGAUUCUGCUACAAGCCCUCACUGUCCGUGUUUCUGAGGAUCCCUUCUCCACCUGUGCCCUUGACCAGGAUGGAGCCUUGGACUGGACAACUCCGGUGCUGGUGCUGGCUGGCCUCUGCAGUGCUAUGGCUUGUUGCUACGUCAUCUUCUUCCACACGGACUACAAGCGACUCCAUGCUGAAACGAUCGGUGGUGAUUUGGUCAAGGCAGAAGAUACAGCAACAGCAGAUGUUCCUGAAUCCUAAGCAGGCCAAAAAGGGGAUGCUGAGGACCAAGGGCUUGGACCUGUGGGCAUGGACCAAUGCUCAUCUGGCACACUGGGAUAUCUGUUGCACAACAAGCAAGACUAGAGCAAAGGGCACCUUUGCUGUGCACCCCUCAAUCUUGCAUUUAUUUGGGGAUCUGGGCUGAAAGAAAUGCUGUCCUGACAGAAAGGUCAAAGUGGGACUGGACAACUAUGCAUGUAACUGAAAUUUUUAUCUGACUUGAUUCAAGCUAAAGAAAUGUUGCAGAGGAGGGGAGCAUCAUAUUUCAGCCACUUUUUUGUUUUCAUAUACUUGGAUCAAGGGUGAAGGUUUCAGAGGGAUGGGAGCUGUGCCUACCACAAACCCAGUGGAAAACUUCUGUUUAAGGACUGUGGUUCUUGUGCAGCAUAACAACUCUUCUACUCUGAGGUUGGAUCUGAUCGUGUCUCAGCUAAAAGACAGUAGGAGCCAGAGCAUCCUUUCGUUUCAGCAGGGAAGUGAAAGUAUGUGAUCUGUAAUACAAGUCUGUUACAAUGAGCCACUUUGUCUUAUCCUACAGACAGGAGAAGAAAAGCCUUGCCUGCAGUGGUGCCUGUAAAAGAAAAUACCAGCAAGCAGCAGGAGUUAAAUAUGGCAACAUUCCUCACCCAUCUGGUUCCCUGCCAGGUGCUGAGACAUUCAGGUUAAGCUUGUUUCACUUGGGCUUCUGUUUCUCCUCCUCUCCUGCAAUUUCAGUGGUUCAAGUUUUCCACAAGAAGACAAACCUACCUGCUGGUGUAAUAUUAGGGUAGUGUGACACUGUCCUAUGGAGGAAAACUGAGAGGGCAGCUCACUGUUAGGGCAAUGACACAACAGGGCCUGCUGUGGUGAAAACUGGCAGAAGAACUGGCAAAGGUGACCUCUUAGAGAGUGCAGGGACUUGUCAUAAGUUUCUACAGGUAUUAGGGGCUCUGGAGGGAAGACCAAGUGAGAAACAACAUCAACAAACACCUUCCAGUUCUCUCUGCAACUGACAAGUGUUCAUCAGUGUUAUAAGAGAUGGGGAGUAACACAAAAGAUCCCAUUUGGAGUUCAGUUACGCUAGCAAUUACUAUGGGUAAAACUGGAUUUUUCCUCUUACAGUACUUCCACUGCAGUCUGGUGUCCUGUUUUGGUGUUCAGGUCUACGUGUACAACCUGAGAAAUUUUUUCCUUAUAACAUUUAGGUGGUAAAAAAAUUUAGAUAGUUGGGAUUUCAUAGUGCUUCAUACCAUGCGCAUUGCAAAGGAAUAUCAGUACUUGCUGAUUAAGGGAUCUUGAUGCAAAUUGGAUCUGUGACUAGCUUUGUUCAGUCCAGCUAAAGGAUGAUCCCAAUGCCAAGGAUGCACUUUCCCUGAGAAGCACUGUACAAAGGAGAUGUCUCAGUGCCUGAAUUCUCUUCCCCAUUAGAAACUGGAAAGCUCUCCCUUUGUGAAACACCCAUCUGCAAUCUGCAUCCUACUAGGGAGCCUGCUCGUUCCUACAGCUCCAGCCUUGAUCUCACCAGUAAGCACUGAUGUUUUCCAAAAGGAGAAGGAAGGAAUUCUGAAACCGAAGUGAAACAAAAUUGUUUAAACCUCUCAGAGGAAUGAGAUUAGCUGUCUUUUGCAAAACUAGCUGCACUCCUGCAACUAACAAGCCAAACACAUCAACACCAAAUUUACCUGCCACUUCUGAGUUCUACUGUACUGGGAAGCAAGAAGCACUUGGUACUUUAUAAUUUUAUAUAUUUACAAAUGUUUAUGUUUUUUAAUAAAGGGUGGU
Manacus vitellinus (golden-collared manakin) is the source of this 3132-nucleotide messenger RNA. RefSeq names its product solute carrier family 49 member 3 (gene SLC49A3). The record is from RefSeq and is a predicted model, not a curated record. The transcript is spliced from 9 exons. Gene Ontology annotation, cellular component: membrane. Gene Ontology annotation, biological process: transmembrane transport. The coding region runs from base 1 to 1350 and encodes 449 amino acids. Gene Ontology annotation, molecular function: transmembrane transporter activity. Lineage: Eukaryota; Metazoa; Chordata; Aves; Passeriformes; Pipridae.